UCUACUACCACCAUGGCGCCACCGAAAAUGACCAAGAAACCACCGAAGGCUAUAGAGAAACCAAUCGAAAAACCCAUCGCGAAAUCCAAGAAAAUGAAGAAAAAAAGUUUUCAGAGCUUCUCCAUCUACAUCUACAAGCUACUUCGAACAGUCACACCGGACAACAUUCGCAUAUCACGAAAGUCUAUGCUAAUUAUGAACAAUUUUGUCAACGAUAUGCUGGAAAAAAUUGCUUCGGAGGCGAGUAAACUGGUGUCCCAUGGCAAGAAGAACACUUUGUCUAGCAGAGAAGUGCAGACAGCUGUAAGACUGCUUAUUCCAGGGGAAUUGGCUAAACACGCCAACUCUGAAGCUAUGAAAGCUAUCACGCUUUACCACAACAGCCAAGCGAGCCAAGCGAAGUCAUGAGGAAGACAGAAUGCCGACAAUAUGGAAUUUUGUAAAUAAAAACGUAGUUAUUUAGACAGUAGGUAUGAAUGUUAUAUUGUUUUUGAUUAGUAAAUGAUUAUAUUCUUUGACAUUGUUCAGGUUCUUUAAGAACCGCAAA
Messenger RNA from Plutella xylostella (diamondback moth), 547 nucleotides. Its product is annotated as late histone H2B.L4. Gene Ontology annotation, cellular component: nucleosome. NCBI's taxonomy places the organism in Eukaryota, Metazoa, Arthropoda, Insecta, Lepidoptera, Plutellidae. Gene Ontology annotation, molecular function: DNA binding; protein heterodimerization activity; structural constituent of chromatin. The record is from RefSeq and is a predicted model, not a curated record.